Molecule: messenger RNA, 2010 nt
Organism: Candoia aspera
Lineage: Eukaryota; Metazoa; Chordata; Lepidosauria; Squamata; Candoiidae
Product: bone morphogenetic protein 2-like
Exons: 3
Coding region: 700-1917 (405 amino acids)
Biological process (GO): BMP signaling pathway
Cellular component (GO): extracellular region
Molecular function (GO): cytokine activity; growth factor activity
Source: RefSeq, a predicted model, not a curated record
AAUCCUCAUUUUUGUCACAAGACAGGCCAUGGCAGCUAAAGUACAAGGGCUGGCAGCAUGAGCCCCCGCAGAGAUUCACAUGAAGACAUCUUAACAUGGCACAGGGUAGCAAGGCCUCCUGGAUGGGUAAAGUUGACCAAGAGGGACUGUGGGAAGAGGCAGCCACCAUCUGUGCUUGACCCACAUGCUUUCUGGGAAACAGAUUUUGCUAACUACCAAGAUGGAGUUAUAAGGGCCCCUUUUUCCAUAUAUGGGCCCAACAGCCACAGGGCACACACGGCUUUUCCAGCAGGGCCAAAGCAUGCAGUGAGUCCAAAGGGCCACUGGGAUGCUGCUGCAGAGAGCAAAGAAGCGACAACUUUCAACGACUUGUUUGUUCUGGCUCAGGCCGCUCGCCUGGUUGACAUCACAUCCUGAAGGCAGGGAGACCGGCACCUCCACAGGCAGGGUGGGCAGAGCCCGGACAAUCUGAAAGAGAGCCGGACCUGGCCUCUCGCAUUUGCCGAGUGAGGCAGGAAGGUGGACGGAGGAUGCCAAGGAGAAAUGCCAUGCCCGUGAGGUCUCAAACGCGGCUUCCCGCUAUGGGGGAUCCAGAAGAGCUGGGAAAGGCUUGAAGGGCAAGAGUGCAAGGAAAGGCCCCUUUAACUGCAGAAGGGAAAAUGGAUUCUUGCCGAGAACCUCAACUCUUGCAAUUCCACAAUGGUUUCUGGUAAUUUGCCUGUUUGGGCAAUUUUACUUAUACCUUUUGCCUUCUGGGGAUCUGAAAGUCUUCAGAUGGCAUCACCAGGCACUGCUGAGCCAACUGGCAAACAUGACCCAGAGCAGCUUCCAGUCCAAGCCUUCCAAACUGUUCUGUUAAGACGGCUGGGCUUGCAAAGGCGCCCAGACCCAAAGCCAAAACUUCUGGUUCCCCAGUACCUGCUGGAUUUAUACCAAUUCUGGCUGAGACAGGCUCCAUUCUCUCCAAGGGACACUGAACAACCUUUCCUGGAGGCGCGAGCAGCAACAGCCAACACCGUGCGCACGUUCCAUCACGUUGAGGAUCUGGUCCAUGUCUCGGAAGCGGCAGGAAGUUCAUUCUAUGUCCUGUUCAACCUCACCUUGCUGCCUCAGGAGGAAGAGCUGACUGCCCUUGAGCUGCGUCUCUAUCCCUCCCAUAAGGAAAGCCAAGGUCUAUACAUCAACGUCUACCACGCAAUGGACCCCCCGCCUGCUGCCACAAACAAAAGCAGACUCCUCACGUGUCAAUUUGUGACUCUCAGUCAGCCCCAGUGGGUGAGUUUUGAUGUUACAGCUGCUUUCGAGAAGGCUGGAGAACCGGAGCGAAACCUGGGGUUUCUUGUUGAGAUGCAGCCUUCCAACAGCAGCCGCCAUCCUCAGCACCGUCAGAUUUCCCUUCGCGUAAGACGCUCUCCUGGAGAAGAGGAGACCCAGUGGGCUCUCGAAAGACCUCUACUGGUCACCUACAGCCAUGACCAAAGAGGGCAACCUCUGACACACAGAAAAAGGCAAAGCAGAAGCCGGCCUAUUAGAGGCAGAGGAACUACUAAAGUCCCAGCCACCAUGAAGAAGCACAAGAAUCUGAAGCCAAAGACCAAAACCAGCACAAGGUGCAGAAGGCACCGUCUGUUUGUGGAUUUCAAGGCGGUUGGGUGGAAUGACUGGAUCAUUGCUCCUAGUGGCUACCACGCUUUCUACUGCUCUGGGGACUGCCGGUUUCCGCUGGCCGACCACAUGAACUCUUCCAGCCAUGCUGUAGUGCAGACCAUCCUGAAUUCAGUGAACUCCAAAGUGCCCAAGGCAUGCUGUGUCCCAACCGAGCUCAGCCACAUUGCUAUGCUUUACCUAGACCAACAUGAUAUGGUGGUCCUUAAGACCUAUCAAGACAUGGUGGUGGAGGGAUGUGGGUGCCGUUAGAACCAAACAUGUACAGAAAUGUCUUUUCUCAGUAUUGAAGCUAGGGGAGUCUUUCAGUAAAAGUUAUGGACAAUAAAGUCAGGACUGUCAAAA